CUGCAUUCUGUUGCUGUUGGCUCUCCGCGGUGCUCUGUGCGCGAGCUCUCUGUUUGGGACGAGCGGCAGCAGGCAGCAAAGGCGAUUCACUCCCACGACGCGCCUUUGCUCCGGCCCAGCUAGGCACCACAUCUCGCCUCGCACCUCUCCAUAGCCCUGCUUAAAUAUCACGACAUUCCCUCCCGCCGCGUGCCUGCCUGCCACAACACGCGCUGCGCACUCGACCCCGCCAAAUACCCCGCCACGCCACUGCUGGCAGCUCGCACCUCACAUAGACCCAGCAUCUGCAACGCCGUGCCCUGCGAGUCCCCUUUCCCGCACACACGCCCACCAUGGCGCCGUCGUCGUCGGUCCCCCCGAAUCCGACCGCUGCCAACGUCACGCAGCUGCUGCCCAAGCUCCAAGAUGACGACCCCGACUUUCGCUUCAUGGCCCUCAGCGACCUGCACGACAUGCUGCUGCUGGGCCACGCCGCCUUUCUACAGUCCGACAACCUCGCCUGUGCGAAGACGGUCGAGGGGCUGUUGAGCACGCUGGUCGACAGCAACGGCGAGGUGCAGAACCAGGCCGUCAAGUGUCUCGGUCCCUUCGUCAACAAGGUCCCGGAUAACAUCCUGUGUCCCAUGAUUGAGAAGCUGUCCAACCUCCAGACCGACAACACAGUCGACCAGUCAAUACCUUCCCUGGCCCUGCGCGAGGUGGUCAUCUCGUUGCCCCGUCCCGUCGCCGGUGGGCAGCGCACCAAGCAGGUCCAGGAUGCAUACAACGCCGUAAGCAGGGUCUUGAUACCGCGCCUGGUCGGCUACCAUGUGGUCCUCCCAUCCCAAAAGGGUUUGCCCAGUGUACCAAAAGGUAUGCUGCAGCUCGACCUGGAGAAGGGCACCGACAGCAACGCCAUCGACGUGCUCACCGAAGUUGCCCGCUGCUUCGGGUCCAUGUUGCAGGACGCCGAAAUCCAUGCCUUGCAGAAGAUCACGCUCGAGAUUCUCGAGAACGAUCGGGCAAGCUCCAUGAUGAAGAAGAAGUCUGUCACCGCCAUCUCCACCUUGGCCAGCUUCUUCUCCGAUCAGCUGCUGAGCUCCUUCAUAUCGCGCAUAAUCGAACACCUACGCGACGUACACCUCACGCGCAGCAAGCGAAAGCUUUACAUCACGGUUCUUGGUUCCAUCGCACGAUCGGUCCCGCGCAAAUUCGGACCAUAUCUCAAGACGUUAGCACCCUUCGUGUUGAGCGCUUUAAGUGCGCAGGAAGUUGAUGAAGAGAUGGACACCUCCGACGAUGAGGGCGAGCGUGACCCUGAAGUCGAUGAGGUGCUCGAGGCAGCGCUCAUUGCAUUGGAAGGUUUCCUCGCAUCCUGCUCCUCGGACAUGCGCGCAUACACGGCCGAAACCAUCGAGGCCACGACGCGUCUUCUGAAAUAUGACCCCAACCUUGCCGCAGACGAUGAUGACGACGACGAUGAUGCCAUGGCUAGCGACGACGAGGACGGCCUGGACGACGACGACUACGAGGAGGAGACUGGCUUCGACGAUGAUGAGGAUGCGAGCUGGAAGGUGCGAAGAUGCGCUGCGAAGGCCAUCUACACGCUUAUUUCCACACGAAGCAAUGGCGAUCUUCUAGAAGACGGAACCCUGUAUGGCCGCGUGGCUCCGGCUCUAGUCGCUCGGUUCAAGGAGCGAGAAGAGAAUGUGCGCCUUGAGAUUCUGUCCGCGCUGUCAAACUUGGUGCGAAAGUCUGGAGAUGGUCCUGCACCCGUGAAAUUUGCCGAUGAACAUCCCCAGGGUGGCACUAUGUUGCCCCCGCCCACUCGCAAACGUCGCCGUGGCGGAAGCGAUGUGUCGAUGCUCGAUAACAGCCACUUGAACCUUGGAUAUGCCUCUCCAGCCCGGUCAAGCACGCCCACUGUAGGCCCGCGAGCAGAUCUUACCAAGCUCAGUCCCGAGAUUGUCAAGGGAGUUGCACAAUUGCUCAAGCAGUCAGCAUCGCCACCAUCGACCAAGCAGGCCUGUAUUGUCCUGAUUAAGGAUAUCAUCAUUACUCAGCGCGGCGGCCUGGAUUCAUACUUGACCCAGAUUGUGGACCCAGUCGUGGAGGCUGCGAAGACUAGCGGCGGCACAACCAGCAGUGCCUCCGCUACAGCGAACAGCUUGCGCAUCCAGGCACUACAACUCCUUGGUGCCAUUGCUGACACACACCCUUCUGCUUCUUUCCAGCCAUAUCUUCCCACGGUCGUACCCGCCCUAAUAUUCGGAGCUCGCGACAAGUACAGCAAGCUCUCUAUUGAAGCUCUGGCCGCAAGCGAACAAGUAAUCAAGGCUUUGACACCUCCUCGCGGCCAUAAGACGGGUUCUCAAAACCAAAAGCACCUAGAGGAGCUGCACGAUGUACUCGUCACCCGCAUAGGAGCGAAGGACGUGGAUUUAGAAGCUCGUCGAAGCGCUAUUCACGUGCUCGGGGUUUUCCUCGGACGCAGCUCUGGCACGGAUCUGCUAUCUCUGCAAAAUCGCGUAUCAGCGCUUGAGCUUUUGGCCGGCAGUCUCAAGAACGAGCUUACUCGUCUUGCAUCUGUUCGUGCAAUCGACUCGAUAGCCGAGCACACUAACGCAGAGGGUGAGCUAUCUACGAAGUGGGUGCGAGGCGUUGCUCUGGAACUCGGUGCUCAACUCCGGAAAGCAAGCCGUGCACUUCGUGGUGCCAGCCUGAGCGCCUUGCGAACACUGGCAAAGAACCAGAUAUCGCGUGCACAGCUUGAUGACCAGACGAAGUCGCAGAUCGUUGAGUUGCUUCUGCCGCUUCUGGACUCCUCGGACCUGCAUCUGCUGGGCCCGGCUCUUGUCAUCCUCAAGACCUUCGUUGAGGACAACGCCCAGGCCACAGUUACUCCAGAGCUGAUCAAAGCUCUAUGCACUGUCGUUCAGGGCUCGAUUAGUGGUAGCUCGCUGGAGGCUCUACUUGCCUUGGUGCGUACCAUUGGUGAGAAAGGCGCAGGAAAGCCACUCAUGCAGGCUCUGCUCAACGAUGUCGGCAUUUCUGGCAAUGCCGAAGUGGUCGGAAAGGUCAUCGGCAAUCUUCUGGUCUUCGGCGGUGGUAGCUUGGGCAUCAAGCUCGAAGAUUUUGUCAACGAGCUUCAAACGGCCAAGGAUGAUAGACGAAAAUGCCUCGCACUUGUCGUCAUGGGAGAAGCUGCGCUACGCAUGGGAACGCAGUCGUCUAUUGACCCGCAGCUCUUCAUAGAGUAUUUCUCUGCCAAGUCUGAGUCAGUGCCUCUGUCAGCUGCCGUGGCUCUAGGCCGGGCCGGCGCUGGCAAUGUUGGCAAGUACCUGCCCGUCAUUCUCUCCGCCAUGGGCAAGCCAGCUAGCCCGCAGUAUCUUCUCCUGCACUCCAUCAAGGAAAUUCUUCAGCAAGACACCGAGUCGGAGAUCUUACCCUUCGCGUCGCACCUGUGGAAUAAUCUCGUCGCGGCCUCCCAAGCCGAGGACAACAAAGCUAUUGGCUCCGAGUGUAUCGGUAGGCUUACGAUCAUCGACCCGAAGACUUUCCUACCGCAACUCAGGGCCUUCCUUGGUGAUCAAAACGUCAGCGUGCGGGGCAUGGUCAUUUCAGCUCUGCGAUACACCCUCGCCGACACCGAUGAGGCAUAUGACGAGUACCUCCGACCGAUCGUCGUACCUAUGCUCAUCCAGAUGCUCUCUGAAACUGACCUCGACAAUCGUCGCCUGGCCCUCACAACCUUCAUGUCGGCCCUGCGCAAUAAGCCCGACAUUAUCCUGCCUGCUCUCGAGCAGCUCCUUCCGCUCACCAUGAAUGAGACCGUGAUCAAGCCCGAGCUGAUCCGCGAAGUCCAGAUGGGGCCAUUCAAGCACAAGGUAGACGAUGGUCUGGAGAUUCGCAAGAGCGCAUACGAGACGCUUUACGCUCUACUCGAGAACGCCUUCUCACGGCUUUCACCCACCGAUCUUGACGACUGCUACGACCGCAUUGUCGCCGGUAUCACCGAUGAGCACGAUGUUAGAAUCAUGUGCAACCUGAUGCUCACCAAGCUGAUGCACCUCUCGCCCGACCGAACGCACAACCGCCUCGAGGUCAUUUCCAACUCAUUCCGCGCCGUUCUUUCCAUCAAGCCAAAGGACAACGCGGUCAAGCAGGAGCUGGAGAAGCUUCAGGAAGGCUGCAAGGGCGUGCUCAAGGUGUCUGUCUUGCUCAACAAGCAGAUGGGCAGCGAGGGCGGUGUGCAAGGCCAGGACGACCCUCAGCUGCGCGCGUGGGCUGGUUACUGGGAUUGGAUCAGCAAGGAGCAUUCAGCUGCGCUGAAGGCGGCUACGGAUGAGUUGAAGGACCGCGAUCACUAGGAGUUGCCCGCGUAUAAACCUGCACCUCGGCAGGCUGGGAAUCAAGGGAUAACUAGUCACAGUGGGAUCAGGGAGGUCAGUAGUUUGGUUGAGUAAUGCAUUUGCACAGCGUGGUUGGCAUGAAUAUGAGUAUGAGCAUGCAUGGCGGUUCAGGUAGAUGGUCCGCGAGGCUAAAAGCGAAAGCAAAAACAUGUGAUAUCCAGAGCAGCUCGCUGUGCGUG
Molecule: messenger RNA, 4570 nt
Organism: Paraphaeosphaeria sporulosa
Lineage: Eukaryota; Fungi; Ascomycota; Dothideomycetes; Pleosporales; Didymosphaeriaceae
Product: TIP120-domain-containing protein
Exons: 3
Coding region: 333-4349 (1338 amino acids)
Biological process (GO): SCF complex assembly; protein ubiquitination
Cellular component (GO): nucleus
Source: RefSeq, a predicted model, not a curated record